Molecule: messenger RNA, 759 nt
Organism: Rotaria sp. Silwood1
Lineage: Eukaryota; Metazoa; Rotifera; Eurotatoria; Philodinida; Philodinidae
Source: the annotation of a GenBank genome assembly
AUGCAUUUUCAAAACAAUCAAGUUGGAGAACUUUUGACACCAACCAUCAACGAUGGUGAUGUCAACAGUAUCACUCCUAUAAAUCCAAUAUUAACAUCAAAUGAUUUAUUUUCAUUUGAUGAUAACGAUAUUUGUUUUUCUUCAGUUCUAUCAAAGAAAAAUGAAUAUGAAUUGCCAACAAAAGAGAAUAUGAAUGAAAAUAGUGAUAAUAAUGAACAACAACAACAAUAUGACUUAUUUUCAACAUUUGAAUUUCCCGUUUUAAAUGAACUUGAUAAAACAGAACUAUCAAUGGAUUUUUUACAACUUGAUAAAUACAUCAGUCAGUCAUCAAUUCCAUCUCCUGAAGCGGAUGUUCUUAAUUCAUCAAUAUCUGAUGAUUCAGCUUUUCCAUGGAUUGGAGAAGAAUGUACAGUUGAAUCUGAAAAAACAGAUGAUAUGACUGUACCAUCAUCACCAUCAACGUCAUCAGAAAUUUCAUCACCUAGAAUCUCAAGAAAAAAAUCAACAAAAAAAACAAGUUUAUCAGCAUUGGAACGUAAAUUAAGAAAAAAAGAUCAAAAUAAAACAGCAGCUGAAAAAUAUCGUAAAAAGAAACAGACAGAACGAACUGAAUUGAUGGCUCGAUAUUUAAGUUUGAAAAAUCAAAAUCAAGAAUUGAAGUUUGAGUUGGAAAAUUUAACAUUUCGCCUUGACAACUUCAAACAAUUAUUUGUUGAUAUACUUCAUAUACAAAUUCCAUCAAAUGAAUCAACUUAA